This is a messenger RNA of Leptosia nina, 1494 nucleotides long. Lineage: Eukaryota; Metazoa; Arthropoda; Insecta; Lepidoptera; Pieridae. The record is from the annotation of a GenBank genome assembly.
AUGGAUCCGCAAAAGCGCGACGAAGGAACGCCAAAUACAACGCCAAAUGUUGACGCAAUUCAGAAAGUAAUUGGCUCAUUUGGCAAGUAUCAGCUAUGGCUCGCCUGUCUCAUAUUCCUCACAAAAUUCCCCGUGGCCUUUCAUCAAAUGGCUAUCAUAUUCCUGGCUCCGAAGACGGACUACGUUUGUUUGAGCAGUGAAAACACUACCAGUUGCCCCUGUUCCAAUCCACAGUAUGAUACAUCAGUUUUUACUAACACCAUUGUUAUGGAAUGGGAUUUGAUUUGUGAAAAUAAAUGGUUGACCAGUUUCACGCAAACGUUGUUUCAAUUGGGCACUUUAGUCGGUAGCGUUACGUUUGGAAUGGCUUCAGAUAGGUUCGGGAGAAAAUUGCCCUUAUUGGCUGCCGUCGUGUUGCAAGUCUCUAUGGGUAUCGUCGCCGCUUAUAUCCCAGGCUUUUGGCUCUUUACCUUCGUCCGAUUUUUAGUCGGCAUGUCUGUCGGAGGCACAAUGGUUACUGGCUUCGUUAUCAUUAUGGAAAACGUCGGCUCACAAUACAGAGACGUCAUAUCGGCCAUGUACCAAGUACCGUUCAAUUUGGGACACAUGCUUCUACCCGUCUUUUCAUAUUUUAUUAGAAGCUACGACAUGUUCCAACUUGCUAUAUCAUUGACUUCCAUCGUACUGCUAUCUUACUUCUUCCUCGUGCCCGAAACGCCGAGGUGGCUGAUAGCAAUGAAAAGAACAGAUGAAGCAAUUAAAAUAUUAGAGAAAGCAGCAAAAAUGAACAAACUACCCACAGAUACCAUAAGAGACGACAUAGAGAAAUACCAAAAAGCAAUUGAGAACAAUAAUCUCAAAAAGGGGAACAUUUUGGAUCUCUUCCGAACACCGAACUUGCGGAAGAAUAUACUGGCAAUGUCGUUUAACUGGUUGACUUGCAGCUACUGUUUCUACGGCGUAUCACAAUAUGUGGGUCAGUUGAGCGGCAACGUCUUCGUGAAUGUUGCGGCGAGUGCCAGUGUAACACUUUUGGGGACGUUGUGCUCCAUUCCAAUGAUGAAGGUGCUCGGACGGCGAACUCUUCUCAUCGUAUUCAAUUUUGUAUGCGCUGCGUGCUUACUGGUGCUCUCAAUUUUACCACCUGGUCCCGGAACGGUCGUCUGCGCCAGUAUAGGCGUUGUAGCCAGCUUCAUUGUAUUCGUAGUAGUAUAUUUACACUGUACAGAACUCUUUCCUACGGUGGUACGUAAUGCGGCGAUUGGGUUCUCUUCAAUGAUGGCACGAGUGGGAUCGAUGGUGGCUCCGUUCGUUGUAGGUUUGGGUGAUAAAUCUCCGUGGAUGGCAGCGGUUACGUUCGCUGUGUUACCCCUCUGCGCUGGCUGUGUAGCAUUCCUAUUACCAGAAACUAAAGGCUGUGAAUUAAUGACCACUAUCGAGGAAGGUGAACGCUUUGGUAAGAAGAUCAAGGUCGCUAAGGAAGGCCAGAAAUGA